Messenger RNA from Mytilus californianus (California mussel), 3051 nucleotides. Its product is annotated as zinc finger protein 227-like. Bases 193 to 1539 code for a protein of 448 amino acids. The transcript is spliced from 2 exons. The record is from RefSeq and is a predicted model, not a curated record. NCBI's taxonomy places the organism in Eukaryota, Metazoa, Mollusca, Bivalvia, Mytilida, Mytilidae.
CCCAGCCAGGUAACAGGUAACAGGUAGCAACAUUGCAAAAUAAAGAAGCCUACCAGAACACCAAUGUCCAGAAAAAUUUCCUUUUUUCUGACUCUAUACACAUAAAGUAAAUCAUUUCUAAGAUUAACUGCGUACAGAAGAAAUAGAGAUAUCCAUUAGUAGACAAACAAACAAAGAACUACAUUAGAGACUAUGUCUAAUACCGAAGUUAAAACUUCUACGAUUAUCUUCCUUAAUCAGACUAAUUGCCAUGCACCACAGGACCACACAAGAUGUCAAACUAAGAAACAAAUGUUUUGCGAUAAAGAUUGGAGUUGUAAUUCAGAUCUAGAGAAACAAAUAAGAACACAUACAGAGAUUAAACUUUUUAAAUUUAAUGAAGAUAGAACAGCAGAUAGCGAUUCAAUAAAUGCCAAAUUGCAAGGACAUAUGAGAAUACAAACAUCUGAUAGACCUUUUAUAUGUGGUGUGUGUGAUAAAACUUUUUGUCGAGAACCUUAUUUACUAAUACACAUGAGAAUACACACUGGUGAUAAACCUUAUAAAUGUGAUAUAUGUUGUGAAGAGUUCAGUACAAAAGGCAUCUUAAAAACCCACCUGAGAACACAUACCAUGGAAAAACGUUAUAAAUGUAACGUAUGUGGUAAAGGAGUUAGUGGUAGUUUAAAGGCUCACAUGAGAACGCAUACUGGUGUAAAACCUUAUAAAUGUGAUGUAUGUUACAAAGGGUGUAAUACUAGUGGAAGCUUAACUAUACACAUGAGAACACAUACAGGUGAUAAACCUUAUAAAUGUGAUGUAUGUUGUAGACGGUUUAAUAAUAAAUCGAGCUUAAAUAAACACAUAAGAACACAUGAUGGAUAUAAACAAUUUAAAUGUGGUGUAUGUGGUAAAGAAUUCAGUAGGAGUGGUGGUUUACAGUUACACAUAAAGAGAACACACACUGGAAAGAAUAGAAAGAAACCUUUUGAAUGUGAUGUAUGUGGUAAAGGUUUUAAAGGUAGAGAGAACUUGACUACACACAUGAGAAUACAUACUGGUGAUAAACCAUAUGAAUGUGAUGUAUGUUGUAAAUCGUUUUAUCAUAAAUGGAGCUUUAAUAAACACGUAAAAUUACAUACUGUUGAUAAACCUUAUAAAUGUGAUGUAUGUUUUCAAGGGUUUAAUCAUAUUGUAAACUUAAAGAACCACAUUGGGAGAACACAUACUGAAAAUAAACCUUAUAAAUGUGAUGUAUGUGGUAAGGAAUUUAGUCUAAAUAGCGGGUUAAAGGCACACAUGAGAACGCAUACUGGUGGUAAACCUUAUAAAUGUGAUGUUUGCUGUAAAGGGUUCAAUCAAAGAGGUAACUUAACAACACAUAUGAUAACACAUACUAGUGAUAAACCUUAUAAAUGUGAUAUUUGUGAGACAGGAUUCAAUCAAAGAGGCAACUUAGCUACACACAUGAAGAAACAUACUGAUAUCAAAUGUGAAGUUUGUGGACUAAUAUUCAUGUCUCAUCAACACUUACAGAACCACAUGACAACACACACUUGACUGAAUGGACAGAAAACAUUCACUGCAUGUGAUCUGGACACAGUAAUCUGGUUGUGUUAGGGAUGAGCAGCUGAGACAUCUAGAACCACUCCGUUUUUAAACGACCGCAAAAAAAAUUUUGUGGUCGUAUAUAUUGGUAUGACGUUGGCGUCGUCGUCGUCGUCGUCGUCCGAAGACACAUUGGUUUUCGCACUCUAACUUUAGUUUAAGUGAAUGGAUCUCUAUGAAAUUUUACCAUAAGGUUCAAUACCACAAAAGGAUAGUUGGGAUUGAUUUUGGGGGUUAUGGUACCAACAGAUAAGGAAUUAGGGGCCCAAAAGGGGCAAAAAAUAAGCAUUUUUGUAACUUCCAGACAUAACUUGUGUAUUAGUGUAUGGAUCUCUCUGACAUUGUACCACAAGGUUCCAUAUCACAAAGGGAACGCUGGGAUUGAUUUUGGGGUAAUUGCCUCAAAAUUUUAGGAAUAAGGGGCCAAAAAAAGGGGCAAAAAACAAGCAUUUUUCUUGUUUCAGGACAAUAACUUGUGUGUAAGUGUAUGGAUCUUUCUGAAAUUGAACUACAAGGUUCCAUAUCACAAAGGGAAAGCUGGAAUUGAGUUUGGGGGUAAUUGCCAAAAAUGUUUAGGAAUUUGGGGCCAAAAAGGGCUAACAAUAAGCAUUUUUCAUGUUUCCAGACAUUAACUUGUGUUCAAGUGUAUGGAUCUCUCUGAAAUUGUACUGCAAGAUACCAUACCACAAAGGGAAGGCUGGGAUUGAUUUUGGGGGUAAUUGCCUCAAAAUUGUAUGGAAUUAGGGGCCAAAAAGGGGCAAAAAAUAAGCAUUUUUCUAAUUUCAGGACAAUAACUUGUGUUCAAGUGUAUGGAUCUCUCUGAAUUUGUACUGCAAGGUACCAUACCACAAAGGGAAGGCUGGGAUUGAGUUUGGGGGUGAUGAAUCAUAAGGGGGUUCAAAAACUUUGGGGGAGGGAUUUUUUUUUCCUUUUUUUCCUUUUUUUUUCUUUAAAAUUUUCCAUUUUAAAUUGGUUAUUUCUGAUUUAUAUAUUAAAGCAAAUAAUAAUGAUAUGGUUUGAAUAGGUAAAUUAAAAAUUUUUAAGUUCUUAGACCACAUUCAUUCUGUGUCAGAAACCUAUGCUGUGUCAAAUAUUUAAUCACAAUCCAAAUUCAGUGCUGUAUCAAGCUUGAAUGUUGUGUCCAUUCUUGCCCCAACUGUUCAGGGUUCGACCUCUGCGGUCGUAUCAAGCUGCGCCCAGCGGAGCAUUUUAUUAUAUUUAUUUUGAAUAUUGAAAAAUACUUAUACCUUAUCAUAUAUUUUUAACAAAAAUAAGAUCUAUGUACAUGUAACUAUGUAUUACGCUAUUUCAUAGAGUUAAAAUAGACUCGACAAACAUUUAUUGAGCUGCAUUUUCGACUGUAGUUUUAGCCGUUCUUUGAAUCACAUCUUUGAUAAAUAAUAACAUCUGAUUUAGCAGUUUCAAGAUUCUUUGUACUUAUGAUAUUAAAAAUCAGCAACUUUA